GCGUCCUUCGGUGGCUCUCGCAGCCAUUUUACAAGAGAACGAGCAGCCUCUGCUGCGGGACGGAGUCACAAGUCAGUUUUUUCUCUGAGUAGACGAGCUUAGUAAUUCAGGUGCAAAAGAGAAAACAUGAAUGCAUUCAAAGCCUUCAAAGCCCAAGUUCCAAUUGCAUGGAGUCCGCACCUGUAUAUAACUUUGGUGAGGGGCAUUCCAGGAACUAGGAGACUUCACAGGCGUACCUUAGAGGCAUUGCGUCUUCGUAAGUGCAAUCGGACCGUCAUGCGAUGGAAUACUCCUACAGUCAGGGGAAUGCUCCAGCAGGUGAAGAGGUUAGUUGUGAUUGAGACAGAAGAGAUGUACAAGGCCCGCAAACAAAAUGAUGUAAACCACCGAGCUGUACGCCCUCCAUUGGUCAUAAACCACUUACCUGCCUCUGCAAGCAGUUCUUAGAGUGAGCUUUUGCUCUAUGUAAUUCUUCGGAGGUCAGCUUUCUGUUUCUUAAAUGGGCAUCUGUUUGUCAAGAUAACUGUUUUUUCUUUUAGUGCCGUAUUUAUAGAAGGAUGGUUGAUCCAGUUAACUGGAAUUGCACUUUUCCCUAGUCGACAUGCUGGAGUCAGUGGAUUAUAUAUCUCUUUUCUCGGGUAUUGACAUAAAUAUCAGAAUUCUAAAUUAGCAA
Molecule: messenger RNA, 673 nt
Organism: Populus euphratica (Euphrates poplar)
Lineage: Eukaryota; Viridiplantae; Streptophyta; Magnoliopsida; Malpighiales; Salicaceae
Product: ribosomal protein L30 family protein
Exons: 3
Coding region: 127-447 (106 amino acids)
Biological process (GO): translation
Cellular component (GO): mitochondrion; large ribosomal subunit
Molecular function (GO): structural constituent of ribosome
Source: RefSeq, a predicted model, not a curated record